Eriocheir sinensis (Chinese mitten crab) is the source of this 2328-nucleotide messenger RNA. RefSeq lists its product as uncharacterized. The record is from RefSeq and is a predicted model, not a curated record. Bases 51 to 2099 code for a protein of 682 amino acids. NCBI's taxonomy places the organism in Eukaryota, Metazoa, Arthropoda, Malacostraca, Decapoda, Varunidae. Gene Ontology annotation, molecular function: serine-type endopeptidase activity. Gene Ontology annotation, biological process: proteolysis. The transcript is spliced from 8 exons.
GGAGAGGGGAGAGGGGAGGUGGAAGGCUGGGGAAGCGGCAGGAGGGGUGAAUGCAAGGUUCAAGCACCAAUAAAAGCCGCUCUCUGUCCCAAGCAGCAGCAGUUGCCUUCGUCUCAGCGGCCGUCAGGAAGAUGAGGACCAACGGGCUGCUCGUGGCUGUGCUGGUGCUGGCGGGGGGGGCGGGGGUGCACUCGGGCCAGCAGCAGCAGACUGACCCGGUCGAGCCGCAGGAGCCACAGUACUUUACCUGUAACCAAAAUGAGGUGUGCAUCUAUUGGCCGCAGUGCUACGAGGGCGUCGUCAACAAGGGCGGCAUCGGAAUCAUCAACCCACGCACGCCCGAACCCAUCCCCAGCAACUACACUGACGCCCGCCCAUGUGAGGACAUCGGGAGGCUGUGUUGCGUCGACCCUGACAAGAAGCCCGAGCCUAUCGGCGCAGUGUGUGACCUCCACCACCUCUGCGUCCCGAAGGAGCAAUGCUACAAUGGCGAAAUCAACACCUCCGGCGUCGGCCUCAUAGACCAGCGCGUCAGUCCCCCCAAGUGUAUCAACCCCGAGUACCCGGACGUGCAUGCUGUGUGUUGCAAACGUCCCGAGCCGUUGCCUCUGGUCACCUGCCCCGCCGCCCACGAGACCUGUCGCCUCCCCGCAGAGUGUGACAUUGCCGUCGGCACCUACGAUACCGCAGCUGUGGGCUGCUACGUGGACCCGGCGACAGGCGUGGACGUCGGCGUGUGCUGCAGUCCCCCGAAGGUGCAGCUUUGCAGCCGUGGUCACGUGUGUGUGACCUACGAGCAGUGCACCGAGCAGGGUACCGUCAACACCGACGGCGCAGGCAUCAUCAACCCCCGAAUCUAUGACAGGUGUGACCUGGCUGGAGGAGGGCAGGGUAUGUGCUGCAAGGAGCCUCCGAUAAUAGAUGUCCACCCGCCAGUCCUGAAGUGCUCCCAAGAGGGCCAUCUGCAAAACCAACGUGUUUUGCAAGGCAGACUCCCUCUCGGCACCCCAAGGUUACACGGAGGUAUGAUGAAGCUUGAUUCUACAGGCUGUGCAAUUAACGUCGAGCUGGUGGGUGUUUGCUGCACGAAGAAAGUUUUGGAGCCAUUGGACUCUUGUCCCAAGGACUCCGUGUGUCUACCAGAGCCUCUGUGUCAGGGCAUCUCGCAGACCAACGUCAUUCCCCAUUCGUGUUUACUGAGUGGUACCGGCUACUCCAACCCCGGUAUUUGCUGUGCCCACAUCGAAAUAGUUGAACCGCCUACCCCGCUCGAGUGUGGUGUAGGCAGUGCUGAUAUUGCUACGCGUAUAAAGAACACGCACCUCCUUGACACUCAGAGCAAGUUUGCAGAGUUCCCGUGGAUGGGCAUCGUCUUUUUCAGGAACCAGACGUACAAGUGCGGCGCCGUCCUGGUGGACGACCUCUGGGUGCUCACCGCGGCUCACUGUGUUGCCGGGUUCAAGCCCAACGACAUAAGAGUGCGUCUUGGGGAGUACCAGGUGGACUACUUCGACGCCAAAUAUCCGUACGAGGACUACGACAUCACCAGCAUCACGGUGCACCCCAAAUUCAACUCUGCCAACUUGCACAAUGACGUGGCCGUGCUGAAGCUGGACAGACCUGUCACCUACCGCAACCACAUCAACAGAGUCUGCCUCCCGCCGCCAGACCGCAACCACGCCGCCGGCACGGAGUGUGUCGCCACAGGCUGGGGCAAGGAUGCUUUCGACGGUGGCAAGUACCAGGUCAUCCUUAAGAAGGUAACUCUACCCGUCGUUCCUUAUGACACUUGUCAGAACAAUCUGAGGAAAACCAGACUGGGACUCUUCUUUACUCUGGACAAAUCCUUCGUCUGCGCCGGCGGGAAGGCUGGCCAGGACGCGUGUACCGGUGACGGCGGCGGCCCCCUCAUGUGCCUCAACCCGAACAAUAACCGCUACGAGCUGUACGGCUUGACGGCGUGGGGCAUUGGAUGCGGCGUUGAGGGCAACCCCGGCGUGUAUGUGAACGUGCCUUACUUCAUGGACUGGAUCUACGGCAUCAUGAGCCCCACGCCGGAGCAGCAGCAGCAGCACUCCGCGGGGCCCUACGGCAAGUGAUCCACGUGGCGCCCGUAGGAGGAUGACUCAAGAUUCUAGCCAGUUGUUGGCGUUCACCAAGCAGUCCAGUUAAUGCAUUCUGUGAUAUGUUGUAUGUAACACUCGCGUCUUUGACUAACUGAGGAAAAACAGUCCCGAGCAUCCCCGCUUACUGCUUGUUGCCUUGUCACUGGCUUUUGUCUUUCCUUUUACAAUACAUAAGUGUUGAAUAAUAAAUGGUCUCACUUGC